AUGCUUGCGUCAACUGUGAUUGUCACCACCUUGUGGUGUUUCUGCUCGCUCCAUCCUACUUCUGGACAGGACUGUCCUAGUAGACAAGAAAUACAAGGCUCUCUGAAGCAGGUCCAGAAGCUUCUGUCAGCCCAUGAAGCCUCGUACUUGCAGAGCCUUCGAAACCUAAAGAAGAAAAUAAACCUGUUGCAGAGCAACGCAGGGAAGCAGACAACAAGAGCCAUCAACAGCACCUGCCCAAAACUGGACGCACCAAUCAAUGGGAGGAAACUUGGAAAGUCACACAGCGUGGGCCAUGAAGUUCACUUCCUGUGUGAUCCUGGAUAUGAACUUGUGGGAUCAGAGAGCAGGGUUUGUCAGGAAAGCCUGACCUGGAGUGGCCAGCACACUACCUGUCGAGACAUCAAUGAGUGUGCGUUCUCUCCAUGCCUGAAUGGUGGGACAUGCGUGGAUGAAGUGAACCAGUUCUCUUGUGUCUGUGCCAAAGGCUGGUCUGGAGCCACCUGUCAGAGCCCUGUGCCAACAUUCUUUGUCACCAUUACAAACACCUCUGCCGCUACCUCCCCAGCCACCGCUGCUGCUUCCACCUUGCCAGCUGCCACCACUGGACCUUUUGUUCGUCCAUCACGUUGCACUAUAGUGCAGGGGACCACUCACUGCACCUGUGAGCCAGGAUACACCAUCUCUGGCAGGGACAGCAACACUUGCACUGAUAUAGAUGAAUGUGAGCUGUUUCAUAAUGGCCAGGCUGGGAGAUUGUGUUUACAUGCUUGUGUAAACACCCCUGGUGGCUACCGCUGUUCCUGCCCCGUUGGAUAUAAUGUGACCCGUGAUGGACGAAGCUGCAAAGAAAUUGAUGAGUGUGCUACUAGACAAAACAACUGCACAAAGGACCAGAUGUGCAUUAAUACCUACGGUGGUUUCCAGUGUGUCCGUGUGGACUGCCCCAAAAUUCCUAACGCUACAUAUGUCAAGACGUCGCCAAUGCGUUGUGAACGUAACCCCUGUCCUGUGGACAACAAGGCUUGUUCCCAGACCCCAAACUCUUUUUCCUACCAUUACCUGGCUGUCGUGUCCAACCUGUCAGCUCCACGCGUCAUGUUCAGGGUCUCAGCAUUGCGUCCAAUGGGUGACACACUUCGCUUCUCUCUGCUGGGGGGAAGGCAAGCUCGGCGCCACUUCACAGUCCAGCGUUCAGAUCGUGUGACAGGUCAGCUGAUGCUGGUGAGCCCAGUGCAGGGCCCUGCCACACUGGAGGCAGAAGUGGAGAUGAACGAGCUGGAGAGACGAGUCCAGCUGGGAAGGUACAUCACUAAAAUCACCAUGUUUGUUUCCCAGUAUGAGUUCUAGAAAGAGAGGGUUGAAAGUGGAAACACACUUAGAGUACAAAGGCCAAACAAAAGUCUAAACUAAGGACUAUAUUUGGUCAUGGAUGUGUGAUAAUCUAAUAUAUUGUGGAGACCAUCUUUAAAGUUGCCUCUGCUGUUGCUAAAGGAGUUACUGCAACUCAAAAAUGUAGUAAAGUAAGCUUGAGCCAGCAUAUUGACUCUCAAGUGAUGGAUGAAUUAACAUCUGUUUUGCACAGCUGUGUGCAAUAAAUGUUUUAGAAUAUGGGUUCUUCAGGGCAUUGGUAAUAAGCUAUAGAAAUGCAAACUGAGUGAUGUAUAUUUGGAUUGACUUAACCAUAAGAACAAGUGUUUUGUAUGGAUUAACUAAAACAUAUUUAUUGCACAAAGAGAGAAAAGAGUGUAGGAGAUAUAAAAGGUGAACGAAAUGAUGUAGCAAACAGUAAAACAACAUUCAACUAGCAUUCAAUAUGUAUCCAGCCUGAAAUAAAGUGCUAUAUUUGUAAAUGACGGUCCUGCCAUGUUGACAUUUAUGUUAUGUAUACUUGACAUGUAAUCAAAAUGUGUGAAGAUUUUGUAAUUCUCUUUACUAUCAUGUUUUAGUUAUAUUCGGCUUUCACCACAACUGUAAUAUCAUGCCUCCAAUACAAUCAUUAAA
Morone saxatilis (striped sea-bass) is the source of this 2004-nucleotide messenger RNA. RefSeq names its product fibulin-7-like. Lineage: Eukaryota; Metazoa; Chordata; Actinopteri; Moronidae. Gene Ontology annotation, molecular function: calcium ion binding. The coding region runs from base 1 to 1350 and encodes 449 amino acids. The record is from RefSeq and is a predicted model, not a curated record. The transcript has 8 exons.